AGUAAAAGUAUAUGCUCUAGCAAUAGACGAGUACUCUGGUUUCCGAUCUGAUCUUAUUUCAAACAGAAUGCGAGCACAGAACAAACAUAUUUGACUUAUCCGUACCUAGUGGGGAAUAUUGUUUUAUUUAGUUUUUUACAAACUUAACUUUUCCAUAACUUUCAAAAAUGUUUUUCACGGUGAAAGCUGGGAUGUAUAUUUGUAUUUUGAUUAUUGGAUACCUGUCCUUUGCUGUCGCCGAUUGUACGUUUCCUGAAAAUGUGACUGGGCUUUGGCAUAGUGCAGACCGCGGCGAGAUAACAUUUAACGCAACCUCCAUAUUUGGAUUCAAUGUAGGGGUUCCUGGUCUAACAACAAUGGAUUUUAAUUGUAUAGAUCAAUCCGGAUCUACCUAUCUUCUACAAGGUGUAGAAUUCAUAAACAUAUUUGGGAAAAUCACGCGGUUUUUUCUCUGUUUGGAGAUGACGAAAGUGAAUGAUGACGUCUUCUAUUACUACGUUGGAACUGAAUUCGACAAUUUUCUGAACGACUACCUCUUCGGCAGAAUCGAUGAGAUAGCCACGAUAACGCAGGCUUGUAAUAGACCAACGCCUUACGAGACGGCUACUUACAUAAUGCUUAUAAGAGACGGAUCCAUAGAAAAUAAGACGGCUGUAAUCGUAUGUCCCGACCCCAUACUGGCAGUGUUUGAGAAUGUGACGAUAUCACAUGGCGGGUCAAGUCAAUCAUGCGCCAGUAGCACACUUGACGUCUGUUCGGAUAGAACGCAGAUGAACUUCACCCUCAAGGACCCCGCAUGCGUCGCCCCAUUAUCGCCAUAUUCAUCUGCUGACCAGUUCACGUGCGUACACUAUUUGAAAGUCGAAAAUACGAUUUACUUGUCUGCAUGGAACUUAGAUUCCGCAAUUACCGAACCGACAACAUAUCAGUUUGUGUGUUUCGCUCUGCAGCAAAUAGGAGACGUUGUGUAUGCUACAGAGACACCGAAUUUCUGUACCAAUACCACCACUGAGACCUCACCUGGUACCAAUAGAGCGGGUACUGUAGGGAACUCCAUGACUUUCACCUCAACUUCAGCAACCUGUUUGACUGUUUUGAAUGUUACAACUGAGGCACCAGUUGUUCAGGAUCUGACUCCAUUAUACGCCUUGUUGGCACUUCCACUCUGGCUUCUUCUGUCCCUCCUGAUACUCCUGGCAAUAAUUCUCUUCCGGAAGUUCGGCUGUAUCUGCAUGAAAAUCAAAUGUCCAAAACGAAAACCGAAACCGAGGCCUGAAACCCCGGAUAUGGAUGUGAGUCGCGGUGAGACAAAUCCCAAACAAGCGUUCUCAAUGAGAAGCGAUGUAUACUUCAAGCAGAAUGGAAUGAACAUAUCUCUCUUCCGACCAAAGAAGGCACUGAAGAUAUUCCCAAUGUUUGAUGCCUCUUGGGACCCAAGUGCUCUCCCCUUCAUUCUGCCUCUGCCAAAAGUGGAGCCAAUAUACAAUGAUCCUUUAGACAUUUACAUGAGAGACCGUUUGCCACGCCGGAAGUCAGCUCUAAGUCUCUAUAGUUUCGAUGCUGUAUUUGUAGGAAAUGGCAACGGUACCGUUACCCACAAAUAGUCUCAUUAAUAUGCAUGUCACUGUACAAUAGUUCAAAAACGUCAAUCCACCAAGAAUAUUGUUACAUCAAACUUAACACUUAUUUUUAGUAAAAUUCUUGUCUUCAAUAUAACAUUUAAGAUAUGCAUUGAAAGCCACUGGACUGAUAAUGAUUAUGUACAACAGUCAAACUUGUAUUGAGAGACCACCCAUUCGGGAGUCUAAAGAUCUCUCUUAAUUGAGGUGGUAGCAUGAGCAGUUUUCAGAUUAUGUCUAUUACACAAUAGCAUUACGUCAUAAUGCAAAAUUCUUCGACAAUUUAGUUAUACGAAAGUAUAUACGUAUACACGAUAUUAACAUACUGAUGUUCCACUUUGGGAUGACUUCUGUUUACAUUUUAGCAUUUUUCGUCUCUGUUUGAUGAUACAACUGAAAGCUAUUUCACGAAAAUCUAGAUUUUUUAUCUGGAAGUUCACAUUACAGCAAUUCCUAACAUGUUUUAUUGUAAUGCUUUUUCAAAUGGUGUAAGGGAUUUAAUUUUUUAAUUCUCUACGUAUUUAAAGGCAUAUUGAGGCAGUACUCAACUUUAAAACAUGGUUUAGUAUAAUCGUCCCUGACCAAAUGCACAUAUCAUCAAAUAUAGAUUUCAAUAUAGAUUUAUCGAUAAAAACAAUGGCAUAUAUGAUAAUUUCUUACAUCAAUUAGGCUCCCUAUUUAUUCUUAAGUAGAUUAGAUAUUAGAGCAGGUGUAUACAAUUUUGAGCAAGUGUGAUGCAUGACAGAGAUGAUUGUUGAUGAAAUUGAAUGCAAUUAAUAAUUUUUUACAUUUCUUUUACAUGUCUUAGAAUAGUUCACCCAAUCAAUAUUUUGUUAUUUAACUCAUUGAGCGAUUAUUUUCUCUUAUUUUUCAUUUCAUGAAUAUUUAAUUGAUAAAUCGUUUCAAAUGAACUGGGCUGCAGGAAAUCACUCAAUUCCUCCAUAAAACGUGAUUUUUUGUGUUUGUGUCAUACUCUAUUUCUGUCAUUUCAUCAGUCUAUUUGCAUUGUUGUUAUCAUACGGUAUGUUUGGUGCUUGAGAUAGAGUGAACAGAUUAAUGUCUUCAGUUUACACGAACCAUGAAUCAUUUAUAUGUAUAUCACUUUCAUGGUUAAAGCCGCAACAUAUACUUUUGUUAAUUUUUACUUUUUCGUUUCAACAUUAUGCUUUAAUAUUUUUUUGUAAGGGGUUGAAAUGGAAAAUAAGAUAUGCAUUAGCUAUUUAUUUUAGUAUUAGCGAUUUGUUUGUUUUCACAAUCAGCCAAUGCAAAACAGGUAUUUCGCGAAAUAUUAAGUUUUUAAUUUUGCAAAAUUGAAAAGUAAACUCUUUGUAAAUUGAUAUUUAAAACUCUCUUUAUAUGAAAGUGUAAAGGAAAUGAGUUCAAAUGCAUAAUCUUGAUAGUAGUGUUUCAACGUGGUGUUAGAUCAUUAAAGUGGUGAACCAUGAAAUAUAUAUUCAUUGAUAUCAAUAAACGAAAGAUAUGUAGUGUUCAUUCGGAAAGCACAGUUUUUUCAUGAUAUAUGAAUAUUCAUAUGAUCAUUCUUUAUAUGUGCUUGUAACUACAUGUAAUUGAUUAAGUCGUGUAUAAAUAAUAUUCAUUUAGAUUCUUUUUAUAGACAAUAGCCUCUAUAUUAUUUAUAACUAUUCAAAUGGGGAUUCAGGUUAAAGCUCACUUGGUUUCUAUCUGAUAAAAUAAUUACGGUAUAGAAAACAAUUACAACAUUUAAAAACAUUAUUAUUUGAUAAAGAUUCGAAUGUUAUUGUAUAAUUUAAACUAUACCAUAAUUUGAACUAUACCAUAUUCAGGUUUAACUUAUUGUUGCGUUAUCUGUUAUGCUAUAUUGCUUUCAUAUGAUGAAAUAUAUUGUUUGAUUUUUGUCUGAGAAUAGUAUUUAAAGUAUCCAAACCGAAGUAUUUCACGUGCUAUUGUAUUGUAAAAAAUGUGGAUAGGACCCAUUAUAAUGUUUUUGUGAAUUAAACUGUACGUGGUUUAAUUAAAAUCUGUGAUAUUCCUUACAAAGCUGUGAUAUGUUAUAAAAAAUAUAAACUUUAUUUAUUUUACAACAAUUAUGAAACAAGUUAUGUCAACUUAUAUCAAUCACUCUUGUUGGCCCGGAUGUUAGCGCGCGGGGGGUCUUAGUGUUUCACGUCCGUUAGGGGAAUCGAACCACGGCCGCCUUGGUGAAAGGCAAGUGCGAUAUCCACUGCACCACCCGACCCCCCUAACAAGGAUGUUAAUGUUGAGGAUUUACUAUUGUUCUGGGGUCACCUCGGUUAAGAUUGGUUAUUACGUUCGUAUUGACUUUUAAGAUAAAGGGUACUAACAAGUUAAAGUACAUCAUUACUGACGUCACUAGAAUAGAAUAUUCGUUAAAGUCCUUUUCAAAGAAACAUUUAAUAAAGUCACAUGCUCCCAUGUAUUUGACGUUAUUGUAGUUGUUCGAAAUUUUAGUAUUUGAAAAAAAGAAAAUAAAGAAGAAAACAAAUAAACACAAUGUAUCAUUAUAUUUGUCUAUUUCAUUAUCUUUUUAAAAUACAUAAGUUUUCUCCUAACUUGGUGUUAGUACAUAUGUAUGAAAGUUAUUUUCUUUCAUGUCCAAUACAGAAUGUAAGUGUUUUUGUCAAUGAUGCAUUCUUUUAGAAUUGUUAGUGAACAUGAAAAAACAGUGGAAUGCCGAUUAUCAAAGCACUGAAUAUCAGAAAAAUCAAAAUUAUCCAAACCUCGAUCGUGUCCUACAAUAUAUAGCAUGCUUUAAUACUACAAGACAAGUUAUCUAAACUAUCAAUAUGUAUCCUGCUGGGUUCGAUUAUUCAGCUCUAUACUGUGCAUAUUGUUAUGUUAUACAUGAAUGU
Messenger RNA from Mizuhopecten yessoensis (Yesso scallop), 4471 nucleotides. RefSeq lists its product as uncharacterized. The transcript is spliced from 9 exons. The record is from RefSeq and is a predicted model, not a curated record. Lineage: Eukaryota; Metazoa; Mollusca; Bivalvia; Pectinida; Pectinidae. Bases 168 to 1604 code for a protein of 478 amino acids.